CAUAGUGUUCGUAUCAUCUUAUUGCUUAUUUCACACCCGUAAUAAUUAAUAACAUCAGUACAUCACUAUUCAUUAGGAUUAUGUAUGUUUGAUCACUUCAAUAAUUUUUGUAACAAAAUCGUAACUAAAUAAUUUGACUGGAAUAUUAUGUAGAACGUGUGUUGAACACGCGUUCGUCAAUACACAAAAUACGUUUUUAGAAUAGUUUAUUUGUAAUUUUAGUUGUAAGUACUCGUUUCCGAUGGAUCACUGUAAAAAUUUUAUAAAAUCCGAAUUUCCCUUAAUCGAUAUCGAAAUGUUUCAAUAUAUUCAAGGUAAGAUUAUCACAUUCGUAGUGUAUAGCUUGUCAUUUUCAAUAGAUACGUGUAGUAUUAACUUUGACCUAAAAUUUUUAAACUUUCUUUACACUAUGUAGUUACGUAUAUAUAUAUAUAUAUAUAUUUAAAGAUUACAUUUUGUGGUUUCAGGCGUUUUAGAAAAUGGAAUUGAAGACUUUCAUGACUCUGAAGACAUUUAUGAAGCAAUUGGUGAAGUAUUACAGGAAAUUGCAAAUAAAUCUGAAUCAGACAUUAGGUAAAACAUAUGGAAAGUUAAUGGUAAUUAGAUAUUAUUAUAUGUCAUUAAUAAUUGGUUAUUUCAGAGGAAUCUGUUCGAAAUUGUUACAUUUCAUGCGUCCUCAUUCUGAUGACAGCGUUGCAAGAAAUGGCCAUACAAAAAUUUUAGAUGCGCCAGUGCAUUUAGCUUCAAUGGCUGCAGAUCUGGAAGAUAACGAUAUGGAAAUCAAAAGUAUAUGGGUUAAUUCAAGAGAUGAUAGUCUGGUAUGUUUAAUUAAAAAUGUCAUUGUUGUAUAAACUGAUUAUUAUUGAAAUAUAUAUUACUUAUAACCAUGGUCGAUUAUAGAGAUAUCCGCACUGCUGUAUAUUCAUAACGUAAACAAUUGUUCCAGUAGAUGUGUUUGAUUUGUGAGCUUACCGGUAGAUCAUGCUGCAGUCUUUUGGCCCUAAUUUUCAUACUUAUCAUAUAGAUUUCAUACAAUAAAUUAACAAAAAGUCUCAUCUAAAACAAAAUUGCACAUAAAUAAAGAUAAAUUAAUAUAUGUCUUAAUAUAUUAUAAAUUUGACAUUAUGCUAAGUAAAAUGUAAACAUUAAUAAAUUAAGGUAAAAUUAUAAAAUCAAUAAAUAACAAUGGCCAAUAGUACAGGUUAGAUCAAAAAAUGUAAUUCUUUUAUUACCUCAUUUAUAUAUUUAUAUAAUUUAAAAGUAUUAAAAGUUAACUAACACUUAUAAUUUGGUUUCUUCUUUUUUCUCUGGAUAUUCUUUUGGAUUAUCUAUUUUUCUCUUUCAUAUAGUCUCAUUAUCAUAUGAAUGUAAUAAUGUAAACAACUUGCUAUUACACUACUUUUGUGUUCCGUUACAUGUAAAGUUUAAGUGAUAUGAUAUUUAUGAGAAUUUUUUGAUGAAAUCAUUUUUCAUUAGGCUUUUCAAUUUUUAGGUUACAUUCUUUGUUUAAUGUUUUGUCAUCUAUGUAUUACUUUUGUUUAUCCAUUUUUCAUGGUAUCCACAACAUGACCUAUAAAAGAAGGAAUCACUCGACGAAUAGCUAAUAAGUGAAAAUUAUCAACAAUAGUUUGCAACUGAAUGACUGAAAUUACAUUUUGAGAAACAGUAAUUUGCUUUCCCAAUAUUAAACUAACAACUUCACUGUGGUUUUUAUUCAAUCUUAUUUCUUUAACAACUAUUGGCUUUAGUUCUAGAUGACUUGAAAGUUCCAUUUGAGCAAGGAUCUUCAUUUCAUUCAAAUUGAACGAAACCCAGGGUGAAUUAGGCAAGUUAAUUGUUAAAAAUGUGUCCCAAAUGCUGAAGACAGUUGACUAUUUCUUCUAAGAUAUUAGAAGUAUCAGCUUGUAAAUUUAUAAAUAAAUGUGUAUAAAUAAUAUUUACAUACAUACUAAGCCAAUACAAAAUUAAAAAAAUAAUAUAUUAGUAGUUCACUAAAUUUGUCUAGCAUACACGAUUAUAAAAAAAAAUUGUUGGAUUACUAUGUUUGAAGUUGUUAUGUUUAGUAUUAAACAUUUUUCUGUAAAUAAAUAUUUUUAAAUUUUUGGUAGACAAUUGAGUGCACAGAAAAUAUAAAAUUAUAUAUAAUAUAAUAUCUAAAUAUACAUAAUCAAAUUUGCAAUAUAGGGAUUACAAAACACUUGACCAUUUUAAAUAAAAACAAUUGUAAAUAUUCAAAUAAAUUAAGAAUUGUAAUAUAAAUGGUUGUGACAUUGUGUGAAUGUUCUAUUUUGCAAUUAUAAUAAAUCAGUUAUAAGUAAAAAAAAAUUGACAAAUAAAUUAUUAUUAUAAAUUUAUUGCGUCACUGUGAAAAUCUUAUUACAAUAUAAAAUAUAAUUCAUAUUUCAUUGUAGACAAAAUAUAAUAGGUGCCUAUAAUUAUAAUAUAGAUAAUCAUUUUAGUUAGGGCCAUAAGACUAUUACGCGGUCUAGUGGUGAGUUUCCUACAUACAUACUUCUCGGAACAGGAUUUUGAUAAUCAUGUGUAUACUUCUAUAAUCUACUGUGUUUAUAACAAUGCACUUAAAUUAUUUGCUUCAAUUUUGUUAGAAAGUUGAUAAACGAAAACUAGAAAAAGCUCAAGCAAAAUUGCAACAAAAACUGGAUAAACGGACUGAUCAAGUUGUUAAAAAUAUCGGUACUCUAAGUGUAGCUAGUAGUAAAAUGGAUGGUGCAACUGCUUCUCAGGUUACGAGUAAAAAAGAAGCAAAAAUGGAAGCUAAAGGAAAUAAUCGAGCUCAAGAUAUAAGGAUAGAAAAUUUCGAUGUUGCGUAUGGAGACAGGUAUACCUAUGAUAAAUUAAUAAUAAGUAAAGUGAUUUAUAUCAUAAUUUGGUACUUUUCAAUUUAAUAUGAAACAUAAAUAAUGUACACUCUAAUUUAUUUUAAUACUACUAUUCGAAUAGUUAGAAUUUUGUUUACUAUUUUAAAAAUAAUGUCAUUAAUUAUUAUUAUUUUUAGAAUAUUACUUCAGAAUACGGAUGUAACUUUAGCAUGUGGUAGACGUUAUGGUUUAGUUGGAAGAAAUGGUCUUGGUAAAACUACACUGUUAAGAAUGAUUUCUGGGUAAGAUUUGUCACAUAUUGUUCAGUAAUAACCAGGGCUAUGAAUUUAAUACACUAAAAAGUGUUGACUAAAUAUGCUUAAAUAUGCACUGUCUAUAUUAAUAACACUGCUUUUAUUACAUGAAAAAAAAAAAAGUUUUUUAUGAGUACAUACUUAAUUUCUUAGUGGUUCUUCACCGUCUGAACAUAAAGAAGUAUUGGACACAUUAUAUUAUAAUAUAUUCUUUGAGCUAUAAGUAUUAAAAUUAUUAAAUUGAACAACUGUGUUACCAAGUUAUUAUUAUAGUAGUUAUUUAUUUAUGUUUUUAAUAAACUUAUAUAGUAGAUAUAUUUUAUAGAUACCAGAACAAUCCUGAUUUUAUUAGCAGGUAACAAUUUAAAUUAAAUACCUGACUAAAAAUAGAAUAUUUUUAUUAAAACUAAAAGAAAUAUUAUAAACCGAAAAACAUUUAGACUAAUUUAUAUCAGAUUGAGCGAAAAAAUUUAAAUAUUAAGAAAAAAAGCAUUAAUACAAAAAAAUGAAAACAUGUAUUUAUAUGCCCUAACCUGUUAAGUAUGUAAAAAUAUACAAAAUAAGAUUUCGUAGUUUAACUAUAGAUAAGCCAAAAUAAAUUCUGGCCUAAUCCAUUUUCUUACAUGGUUUCACAAAAAAAAAACAUUCAAAUGCAUUAAAUUCAUCGCCCUGGUAAUGACUAUAUAAUUUUAUGAUAAUAGAAAUGAAACCCAUUAAUAUCAAAAUGGUAAAUCUGUGAACUCAUUUUAUAUUAUAUACAGGGUGAUUUUUUUUUUCAUGAACCAGUAAUUAUGUCUGAAGAUUUAAAGUGAAUUUGAUUUCUUUUUUUUCUAAUCAUUAUGGAAUCGUUUAAGCUUUAUUUUAAAACCAUUUUAAAUUUUUUACUCCUACUUCAUAUGCCUUAAAUAAUUACAUAUUUUUGAUUUUCAAAUAAGAACCUUCUUCUUGAACACAGAUUUAUACAUAGAAUAUUUUCCUAGAAAUUUUAAUAUGCAUAACACUAAUAUCUGAUUUACUGUUUAUGAGUUAGAAUCGUUUAAAGUUUAGACUGGUGGAGUAGGGAAGGGUAAUAGAUAGGCUAUGGAUUAGGGGUAGAUAAUUAAAAAUCUCUUUAAAUUAAAGCUUAAAUGAUUCCUUAAUGAUUAUAAAAAACUGAAAGCAAAUUCACUUAAAACCCUCUGAAAUAAUUGCUGGUUCAUGAUAAAAAAAAAUCACUCUUUAUAUAGGUAUUUACAUUUUGUAUUCUGUUUUUUUUUUUUUAUUAUUAUUAUUUCCAUGGGAUCAGAAUAUUUUUAUUCUGAUUUAAAAUUAAGUAGUGAUUGUUUUAUUAAUAUAUUUAUGGUUUUUUGCAUUAUUAAUUAUAUAUCAUACAUUUUAGUGGUCAACUGCGAAUCCCAUCUCACAUAUCAAUUCUGCAUGUUGAACAAGAAGUUGUCGGUGAUGAUACUCCCGCUUUAGAAUCUGUGUUGGAAUGCGAUUUUGUACGUCAUCGUCUUUUAACUAGAGAAAAAGAAGUUAAUACAUUAAUCGCUAAUGGGUAAGAAAACAAUGAGUUUGCUUUAAAACAUCUUGUUAGAAAAAUGAACCUAAUGUUGAACAUUAUUCUAAAGUUCUGCUGCUAGUGCUGAAUUAUCUUCUGAACUGAGUGAAAUAUAUAUGCAGUUGAGUGCCAUAGAAGCUGAUAAAGCUCCUGCCCGUGCAAGUGUUAUACUUGAUGGUUUAGGUUUCAAUCCAGAUAUGCAAAAAAAAGCUACUAAACAUUUUUCAGGAGGAUGGCGUAUGCGUUUGGCCCUAGCAAGAGCACUUUUUUCUAAGUGAGUACACACUAAUACAGUAAUACUUGUUAAAAGCAAUUGUUGAUAGAACCUCAAUACUCUUCUUCUCCUUCAUCUUCAUCUCAACUAUUUGGGGUUAGCCACCCUUGUUCUAAACUUCCACUUGACUUGAUCCCACACUUUACAUACACUGACUCCCUUAUCAUUCUCAAUUGCAUUUGAUCAUUUCAUUUUCAGUAUUCCUUUCUACUUCUCCCCUUCUAUGUUUAUUUGCAUUACAAUUCUUAUUGCUUCAGAUUCUUCUCUCUCCAUGACAUGCCAAAAUUAUUUCAAUCUAUUUUCUCAUUUCGUCUACCACCAAAGCCACAUCUAAGCUACCUCUUGUAUACUCAUUCCAUAUCUCCUACAUAUUUUUUCUAUUUGUCUGUCUACUGCUCAAUACUCUGAACCAUAUAACAGUUAGUCUCACUACACUUUUGUAGAACUUACCUUUAAGUUUCAUUGGAAUUCUCUUGUUACAUAAAAUAACUGACACUUCUCUUUUUUUUACUUUAAUUCUAUGUUUCACAUCCCCGCCAAAGUCAGAGUUCUUUUUGUACAUAUGAUUAAUAUAUAUAUAUAUAUAUUAUAUAUAACUAUAUACUUAAAAUGGUCAAUUUCAAGAAUAAUCACUUAUUGUCAUUAGCCAUCUUGUACUGUUUCUUUAAACUCAUAUUUUAUUGUACUUCUACUUAUCCUUAGUCCGUUUUCUUUAAGUGCUAUUUCCCAUUCCUCAAACCUAUUGUUAACUUCUUCCAGAUUUUCUCCUUUCAAAGUUAUAUCAUCUGGUAUUUUGAGUGGUAUGCUAAAAGCGCUAAAAUAAAACUUCAAGCUUAAUCUUUAAAAAAAUUAAUUUUAUUGAUAAAAAUCACAAAUUAUUGUAGACUGUAGUUUGAUUGUUUGAGGAUUCAUAGACUGUUAACAACAAAAUAAUUUUAAUAGGUACUUUUAUAGAAAUGUACCCAUGUACUAUAAUAAAGUUUAUUGAUAUUGAUUAUAAUCUGAUAAUAUGUAACUUUAAAAUAUCUGAAUUAUGUUUUUUAAUAAUAUCAAUAAACGCUUGGCACAGCGUUUCCAGCUGCAAUAUAAAAACUUGGAUAUAUACUGUAACUGGUAAUUUCUAUAAUAUCGAUAUGGCCCGUAAUAUCAAAAAUAUGAGUGCUUCUUUAAAGAAAUUGCUUAUACGAAAAAAAGUUAAUUAAAUUUCUUUUGAAGAAACCUGAUAAAUUGUAUUAAAUUGAAUACUCCUAUAAGAAUUAAUAAAUAAUAACAAUUUUAAUGUAUACGUUGCAUUAUCAUUUAACAUUAUAAAUGUUAACUAGUUUCAUCUGUUGUGCCCCUGCACAUCCAAGAUGUGACAAUUGGUAAAAUUCUUGUUUAGAACUGUUUGACAGAAUUUUACACCAGUUGUUGACCUAAAAAUCCCAUUUGUUACUUCUUAUGACAUGUAGAGGUACCAUGAUAGUAUUUUAAUCCCCUGAAUAUUUCAAGUCAAUACAUAAUACAUGUAAUACAAAUAAUCUAAAUAAUAUAAAAUCAUUUGUGCAAUUUUAUAUAGACCAGAUUUGUUACUACUUGAUGAACCUACUAACAUGUUGGAUAUGAAAGCAAUUAUAUGGUUAGAAACUUAUUUACAAACUUGGCAAAGUACAUUGCUUGUAGUAUCUCACGAUCGUCAUUUCUUAGAUACUGUACCUACUGAUAUAUUGCAUCUCCAUUCACAGGUAAUACAAUUUUAAUAUUAAUGUUAAUAGUAUUCGUUAAAUUAUGUGUGUAUUACUUUUAAAUAGCGUAUUGAUAUGUAUCGAGGAAACUAUGAAAUUUUUGAAAAAACAAAAAAUGAAAAACUCAAAAACCAACAAAGAGAAAUUGAAGCACAAAUGGCUCAUAGAGCUCAUGUACAAGAGUUUAUUGAUAGAUUCAGAUAUAAUGCUAAUCGUGCUUCCAGUGUUCAGAGUAAAAUCAAAAUGCUUGAGAAAUUGUAAGUUAAUUAUUGUAUAAGCUAUUAUAUAAUCAUGUAUUUGUUUAAUUAUUGUUCCUAUUAUAUUGUUUUAGACCAGAAUUAAAACCUAUUGAGAAAGAAGUAGAAGUUGUGUUACGAUUUCCAGAAACCGAGGGAUUAUCACCUCCUAUCUUACAACUUAAUGAUAUAUCAUUUGCAUAUCCUGGUUGUAAUAAUGUUUUACAACAUGUUAACCUUGGAGCCACCCUAGAAUCUAGAAUAUGUAUUGUAAGUUAACUAAAAAACCCGUCAAGAUUUGACUGCUGCCCCCUUGGUUAAAUUUAUUAGUAUAAUGUUAUGCCUAUGAAGUAGUUAUGGUAGGGAACUUAUAAUUUUAUGAGACUUAUGAGAAUAGUUCAGGGGUUAACAUAGGAAGUUAAUACCUAAUAAUAGUGUAUGCAUGUGUAACAAAUGUGAACAAAUCUAAUAACCGAAUCAGUUAAGUUCUUAAUAUUGCACUGAUUCAAAUAAAUAUUGCACAGAUUGCAAUAGGUAAGAUAAAAUGACAAAAUAUGCAAAACAUAUCCUGAUAAAUAAUAUAUAUAUAUAUAUAUUAUGUUUUCCAUAUUAUGAUUAUUUCCAAUGUUUGCUUAUUAUUUAUUAUUAUUAUUAUUUUUUUGUUCAAUUUUAAAUCUAUUUAUGGAGAACUAUAUAAAUGUUUGUAAUAUUAUGAGUUCAAAUUUGAAAAUGGUUUAUUUUGCUUAUUAUUUAGAUAGUUAUAAAUAUAAAUACAAUACAUAUUUUUAAGUGCUUAUUUCUGGGGUUAUGAUGAAGGUUUUUAGUGUUUUGUUGUUGAUUGUAUGUGUUAAAAAUCGUUGAUUAUUACCAAACUUUUUUCUUAUACAUUUUUGUUUAUUAGGUGGGUGACAAUGGAGCUGGUAAAACAACACUGUUGAAAAUUAUUAUGGGCUUAUUAUCUCCUACUGCAGGUUCUAGAAAUGUGCAUAGGAAUUUAAAGUUUGGCUAUUUCAGUCAGCACCAUGUUGAUCAGCUAGAAAUGAAUCUUUCUUCUGUAGAAUUAUUACAAACAUCUGUCCCAGGUUAGUUGAUAUUUUUAUUAAUAAUCAGAAAAAUAAUUUUUUCUAAUUCUAAAUAUACUAUGAAAAUAAUCACUAGGAAAAUCCAUUGAAGAAUAUAGACGUCAAUUAGGAGGUUUUGGUAUAUCUGGUGAUCUGGCAUUGCAGAGUGUUGGUAGUUUGUCUGGAGGUCAGAAAUCAAGAGUUGCUUUUGCUAGAAUGUGCAUGUCUAAUCCCAAUUUCCUAGUACUUGAUGAACCCACUAAUCAUUUGGACAUUGAAACAAUCGAAGCUCUUGGCAAAGCCAUUCAAAAAUACACAGUAAGUGUAGAGUUACUAUUAUAUUGUACUAAGCCCUAAAAAAAUUAAAGGGUAGGAUGCUGCAGUUUUGAAUGAAAAUUACAUUUUAAUUGUUUAUUAAAUAUUAUAAUUGAUAGUUUUAGCCUGUAAUCUAAUGGUUUACAAAUAUAUGACUCAUACUUGCAAUAACUUUUAAAAUUUCUAAUUAUAAAGUUAAACUUGUUUUUAUUCAAAUGUACCCCAUACAUGGGAUGCAUUUAAAUAUGUAUCUGUAAUGUGUUUAGUACAAAUAAAAGGAUACAUUUAAAUGUUUAAUUUAAAUUAAUAACAAAUUUAUUAUUAAUUUGUAUAAUUACUACUGUUCAACCAAGUUUUAAAUGUCAAUUCUCACAAUUGCAUUUUACUUUAUGUAUUCAUUAACCAAAUUUGAAUCUAUGUUUAAUUGUAUUAAAACAUUUUUAGGGAGGAUUAAUACUUGUGUCUCACGACGAACGUUUAAUACGAAUGGUUUGUAAAGAGUUAUGGGUUUGUGGAAGUGGCAAUGUUAGAAGUAUUGAAGGAGGUUUCAACGAAUACAGAGCCAUUGUAGAACGUGAACUUGCCGAAGCUGCCAAGUAGAAAUAAUUUUUUAUUUACAAUUUUUUUUAAAUUUAUAUAUUCAUUAUUCACUUGUUUUCCUUAUUGCCAUUAAAUAGGAUUUUUUACACAAGUAUAAUAAUAUGUAAUGUACUCUGUUGUCAUACAAUACUGAUUAUUAUAAGAUUUAAACAGAGUACGGUUAAGAAUUGUCUGCAAUUAUUUAAUUAUUUGUUACCAUCUAUGAUCAAUUCCUAAGUAUAUAAACAAAUUACUUUUUAUUUUGAUUUUUGUCAUUAUUGUUUAGUGAUUAAACUAUAUACUUGAAUAAACCUAAAAUUUCUAAAC
This is a messenger RNA of Cinara cedri, 9189 nucleotides long. The record is from the annotation of a GenBank genome assembly. Lineage: Eukaryota; Metazoa; Arthropoda; Insecta; Hemiptera; Aphididae.